This is a messenger RNA of Mesocricetus auratus (golden hamster), 7114 nucleotides long. RefSeq names its product sperm antigen with calponin homology and coiled-coil domains 1 (gene Specc1). Gene Ontology annotation, biological process: actin cytoskeleton organization. Gene Ontology annotation, molecular function: protein binding. The coding region runs from base 284 to 3460 and encodes 1058 amino acids. NCBI's taxonomy places the organism in Eukaryota, Metazoa, Chordata, Mammalia, Rodentia, Cricetidae. Gene Ontology annotation, cellular component: filamentous actin; microtubule organizing center. The transcript has 17 exons. The record is from RefSeq and is a predicted model, not a curated record.
CGCCGGCGGGAUCGCUGGGACCUUCCCAGUAGCAUCCUUGAGCGCCGAAAGCCGCGGCAGCUGAGGGCUGCGGCGGCGCUGGAGUCCGGUGCGAGUGAACCACGGCUGACGUCUAAAGUACCUGGGACCCCGUCAGAGAGAAAUUUAAUUUUGCAUCUCGUAUAUAUGUGAACUUGCAGCGACUGGCUCAGCAUAGUGCAGAGGGCUCACUGACUGAGGCCAGCAGCUCCCAGGACCCAAGAGAGGCUGAGGGCUUGGCAAGAGACGGUCUCCCUAGGACAUCAUGCGGAGUGCCACCAAGCCCUGGAGUCCAGUUGCCAAAGCAGGCAGCCAUGGCCCUGAUCGCGCUCGGCCCCUUCCUGGGACCCCUUCCGGCAUGAAGAGUUCCAAGUCUUCAACCUCACUGGCCUUUGAAUCUCGGCUUAGUAAGCUCAAGAGAGCCAGCAGUGAGGACAUGCUCAACAAACCUGGAAGUGCCUCAGCAGGGGCCGCACGACUGAAGAAGACCUCCACCUCUGGAGCCAUCUCGGAGCUCACUGAGAGCCGCCUGAGAAGCAACACAGGGACUGUUCCAACAACCAAACGGACAGGCAUUCCAGCUCCUCGGGAACUCUCAGCAACUGUCUCAAGAGAGAGGUCUGUGCCACGAGGUCCCUCCAGCUCCAAGAAGUUGGGCUCUAGUCCAACUUCUUCCUGCACUCCCACUCCUACCAAGCACCUGAAGACCACCUCUGCAAAACCUAAGCAAGAGCACGAAGGCACAGAGAAGUCUAUACUCGAGUCCCAGGUUCGGGAACUUCUGGCAGAAGCCAAAACCAAAGACAGUGAAAUCAACAGGCUUCGAAGUGAACUAAAAAAAUGUAAAGAAAGGUGGGCCCUGAGCACUGAGGACGCCAAUGCAUCAGACCCAAGUGCAGAGGGAGCAUCAGCCCCAGUAGGUGACACAGAACCUUUGCUAAGAACCCUGGAGGAAAAGAAUAAGACCUUUCAGAAAGAACUUGCUGACCUAGAGGAAGAAAACCGGGCCUUAAAGGAGAAACUGACUUACCUUCAGCAGUCCCCAAAUUCAGAAGGGGCAGCAAGUCACACUGGUGACAGCAGCUGCCCAACAUCCAUAACCCACGAGUCCAGCUUCGGAAGCCCAGUUGGAAAUGAGUUGUCCAGCGAAACCGAUGAGUAUAGAAGAAGCACACAUGGAAGUGCAUUGCGGACAUCAGGGUCUUCAAGCAGUGAUGUCACUAAAGCCUCUCUGUCACCGGAUGCCUCAGAUUUUGAGCAUAUCACUACAGAUAUCCCAUCUCGGCCCCUGUCGGCCACCAGCAACUCUUUUAAGGGCUCCAAGUGCUCCCCUACUGGGAGUUCCCCAAACAAUGCAAGUGAGCUGUCCUUGGCAUCUCUAACUGAGAAGAUACAAAAGAUGGAGGAGAAUCAACACAGUACUGCUGAAGAGCUGCAGGCUACUUUGCAGGAAUUAUCAGACCAGCAGCAGAUGGUGCAGGAACUGACAGCUGAGAAUGAGAAGCUGGUGGAUGAGAAGACCAUUUUAGAGACCUCCUUCCACCAGCACCGCGAGAGGGCAGAACAGCUGAGUCAGGAAAAUGAGAAACUGAUCAACCUUUUACAAGAACGAGUGAAGAAUGAGGAGCCUAGUGCCCAAGGAGGAAAAAUCCUUGAGCUGGAGCAGAAAUGCACAGAUAUUCUUGAGAAGAGCCGCUUUGAAAGAGAGAAGCUGCUCAACAUUCAGCAGCAGUUGACCUGUAGCCUACGGAAGGUUGAGGAAGAAAACCAAGGAGCUAUAGACAUGAUUAAACACCUGAAGGAAGAAAAUGAGAAGCUGAAUGGGUUCCUAGAACACGAACGGUGUAAUAAUAGUGUGAUGGCUAAAACUCUGGAGGAAUGUAGAGUUACCUUGGAAGGCUUGAAAAUGGAGAAUGGGUCCUUGAAGGCUCAUUUGGAGGCUGAUAAGCAGAAGGCCGUAGAGGCCAGCAGUACUGUGGAACAGACAGCAGAGAACUUCGAGGUUCAGGAGAUGCUGAAAGUGGCUCGAGCUGAGAAAGAUCAGUUGCAACUGUCUUGCACGGAGCUCAGACAAGAAUUGCUAAAGGCAAAUGGUGAAAUUAAACAUGUUUCCAGCCUGCUAGCAAAGAUGGAAAAAGAUUACUCUUACCUGAAGGAGGUCUGUGAUCAUCAAGCAGAACAACUGAGCAGAACCAGCCUAAAAUUACAAGAGAAAGCUUCAGAGAAUGACGCAGAAAUCAAAGACAUGAAAGAAACCAUAUUUGAAUUGGAAGAUCAGGUGGAACAGCACCGUGCUGUCAAGUUACACAAUAAUCAGCUCAUCAGUGAGCUGGAAAGCAGUGUGAUCAAGCUGGAGGAGCAGAAGUCAGACCUAGAACGGCAAUUGAAGACCCUGACAAAACAGAUAAAGGAAGAAACUGAGGAGUGGAGGCGGUUCCAGGCAGACCUGCAGACUGCAGUGGUGGUGGCCAAUGACAUCAAGUGUGAGGCUCAACAGGAACUGCGCACUGUGAAGAGGAGAUUGCUGGAGGAGGAAGAGAAAAAUGCCAGGCUGCAGAAGGAGCUGGGGGACAUACAGGGGCAUAGCAGGCCUGUGAAUGAAGAGUCAGAGCCCUCAGAGGUCGAUGCUGCUGGCCGGUGGCAUGGAGUCUAUGUCAACAGAGCAUCUCCAGCCCCUUCAGACUCUGCAACCACUGUAAAGUCACUGAUCAAGUCAUUUGACGUAGGACACUCAGGUGCUUCUGGACAGAGUAUUUCUGUCCACAAGACUCCCAGAAGCCCUCUGAGUGGGAUCCCAGUGAGGACUGCUCCAGCAGCUGCUGUCUCUCCAAUGCAGAGACAUUCAACUUACAGCACUAUGCGGCCAGCCAGCAAAGGGAUGGCUCAGCGAUUGGAUCUGCCAGACCUGCCCCUCUCAGAUCUUCUGAAGGGAAGGGCUGAGGACCGGAAGUCAGACCCUUACCUCCGAAAGAGUCCCUCACUGGAGUCUCUGAGCAGACCUCCCUCCCUGGGCUUUGGGAACACCAGAUUGCUGAGUGCGUCCACCGGGGGUCUGAAACCAAGCAAGCUCAGUGUUGAAAGAAGAGACCCUCUGGCAGCCUUGGCCCGGGAGUAUGGUGGCUCUAAGCGUAACGCACUCCUGAAAUGGUGUCAGAAGAAGACAGAAGGUUAUGCGAACAUUGAUAUCACCAAUUUCAGCAGCAGCUGGAGUGAUGGGCUGGCCCUCUGUGCUCUGCUGCACACCUACCUGCCUGCCCACAUCCCAUACCAGGAGCUGAACAGUCAGGAGAAGAAAAGGAACCUCUUGUUGGCAUUUGAAGCAGCUGAAAGUGUAGGCAUCAAACCCAGCCUGGAACUCAGUGAGAUGCUGUACACGGACCGGCCUGACUGGCAGAGUGUGAUGCAGUAUGUAGCCCAGAUCUACAAGUACUUUGAGACAUAGACAGAAGACCCAGCGACAGCAGCUGCCACGUGGUCUGAAGUUAGUCCUGGAAGCACCUGCUCCUGUCCACCACACCUGCUGUGCCCACCACCUGGCCAUCUGGAUUUCCAAGGAAGGCUUAAGCCACGUGGACCAGCACUCCAUGGAGAGGCAGAGCUGGCUCCACCAUAUGCCCAUCUCAGAUGCAAACGUGUCUGGAGCCCAUGCUCAGGAAUCCUUGUUCCCAAUGGGAAGUUUCUAGAGAGGCAGGUCCUGCUUCUCACACACUGGGUCCCAAACCCAGGCCCUCUUCUGCGAGAUCCCAGAGUGUUGCUAGUCCAAUCCCAUUUGCUGCCCCCACGUGGCCUCCACGCUGACAAACGGCACUUCAACCGCCAUGUCUCCUCUUCUUCUCCCUCCUCCUUUACGAAACUGUUCUAGCUUUGCUUUAUUCAAAACUUUGUCCUUACCAGCUGCCUACUCCUCCAAUAAAACAACACCACAAAACAGAAAAACAAAAGCAGGUUUUGCUUCUUAGCAACCUGGAAACACACUGAUGAGGGAAAUAGUGUGCUCCGUUCUACAUAACUGAGAGCUUAGUGACACUGCAUAGAUCUCACCGUCCCUAUUUGACUCCUCAUAAGUAUAAAGAAACACUUAGGUACCUUGCUGAGGGUCCACUAGAGGCCAGCUGGCACGCUGAUUAACCACACAGCCUGGGUGCAACACUGGUGUCCUGGCUGAUGAGAACUGUGACCAUUGUCCACAGCACCUUCUGCCCUGCUGUUGAUAGUCCCAUUCACACACAUAUCUGCCCAACACAUAGAACUCAACACAAGUCUCUUCUGUGUGUGAAGCAGCCUGUGCUGGUGAGCUCCUUGCACACCUGCACAGUUCUGUAGACUGGGAGGUGCGUCCCUUGGAAUUCUGGGUGGACAGAAAUAUAAACCAUGCUUUGGCUGCAAACAUACUUGGUCCUUGGUACUUGUUGGGCCUUUUACAUUUGCCUAAUGUUUUAGGAGUGGUGAUGGUGGCUCUGUCCCCUGAUACCUGCUGGUUCUCUGAGGCAGCAUGGCCCCUCCCUGAGUGCUCUGGCUUGAGUGCUAUAGACCAGCAGUUCCCAACUUUCCUAAUGCUAGGAGUUCCUCAUGCAGUGACCCCCAACCAUAAAAUAGUCUCAUUGCUAGUUCAUAACUGUAACUUUGCAACUGUUAUGAAUCAUGAUGUAAAUAUCUGAUAUGCAGGAUAUCUGCUAUGCAACCCCCCCAAAAAAGGGUCCCCAAACCACAGGUUGAAACCACUGCUCUAGAAGCUUUUUUGCUGUUUUUCUUGAACAAACAAAUGUGUACUUCUUAGCAAAUGAGGGUGUCCCUCUCUCAGACAGUUGUGUGCGCACAAAUACCCAUUACUGUUCUAAGUGCCAAAUAGCCGUGUGCUGGUCCUUUGACCAAGGACCAUGCUCACAGCAACCCCUGAGAAUGACCGCCAUAGUUACAGUGAAUCUCUGCCUGCUUGUCUGAGCCACUCUGCUGGCCCAGCCCCUACCCUUGGAGGACCUGAAUUCUGACCCUCCCUCCAGUCCAUCACUCGGAUGGGUGGCAGCCGGGUGCAGCAGCGCUGAUUCUCAAGCUAGUGUAGACUCAUGGGGGCCACAGACUCCACCUUCGGGCUCUAUCUGUAGUUCUUGGCUGUAGCUCCAUACAGAUCCCUGGGACUCCUCUAGGAGCUGCAUUCCUGACCCUCGGAUAGGUGAGUUAGAAUAACUGGAGCGGAGCAGAGAUGGAGUCUUCACAUGCUCACAGUUCUCCAGCACUGAUGGGCAGCCAUGCAGAGGGGUACGACACUACUUGCCCCUUGUCCUCUCCACAAGAGCUGCUGAAACAGGCCCCCUUCAUCUCCAGGUGGAAGUUGAGGGCUGAUGAACGUGUCCCUCUGAAAGCUGGUGCUUGGGCUCCCUCCCGCCCCUGUUGUGUUGACAUUAUUGAUGAUGUGCCCCUCCCACUCUCCAGGUGUCUGCUUUGUCCAGCCUGGACAGGGGAAGAAGUGCUGCCCAAUUCCGCUAGGUUUCCUCAGGGGUGAUCUCGGGAGCUGUGUAGGGGAGGCUACAGUUAAGGCACGGGAGUUUGGUUUGUCUCUGGCUGUUGUCAGGGUGCUGUCUAGGAAUCUGGGGGCUCUUGGCAGAGCAAUCUCCGUGCUGGUCUCCGACGCCUUAUAGCUUCCCUGUAAGUAGAGGGACUUUGGGGCCGCAGGCUGCUGCGGACCUGCCAGCCGCAUCUGUUCUUGUCUGUGUUCUCCUCGGGGGUUUCCCUGACUGCUACAGCCCUUGCCAGGGUGUAGAAGAGGAAUGGCACGCCUCUCAAUAGAAGCAGGUACGGCCGGUGAUGGGGGCGGGGCAGAGGACUGACAGAGCUCCAGUUUUCCGUCAAGGUGCCACACUACUGCAUGUGGGGGUACAGGGUCUGGGAAGAGUUCCCGGGUGUAAAAAUGAAUGUGGAAAACUGACCAGCUAAGAACAGAAGCAUGGGAGGGCUUGCCUUUUCUUGAGUGUUUUUUUUGGGGGGGUUGUUGUUAUUUGUGUUGGCUUUGGUUUUUGGUUUUGUUAUUGUUGUUUGUUUUGCUUUGUUUUGGGUUUUAUGAAACAGGAUCUCAUGUAGUCCAAGCUGGCCUUGAACUCAUGGUAUUGCUGCCUCCUGGGUGCUGAGAUUAGAUACCAUACCCCCUUUGGUGCUUUGUUCUUGCUUCUUUCUUUGCUUUGCAAACUAUCAUUCAGAGGCCAUUGGAGGCCUCCAUAGCCACAUUCUUUCCAGAUACCCUCGGCUAAGCACAAAGAGAGCUGCAAAAUGCAAGACCCUGAGAAGUUAAGGCAUGUAGAGAAGUCUGUGGUUCUCUGCACUGAGUGGUAUCUGAACUGAUGGUGGAUGACAGUGCUGAGGACACUGCCCACAGUGACAGUAUUCCAAGGACCAUCCUCUUCCUGUCCCUUCUCACUUCAGCAUCCACGCCUGUCCUGACCUCAUUCUUCGUGCAGUUGUUCUCAUCUUCUGUAGACCACCCACCAUACAAGCCGUGGCUAGAAAUUGAAAUUCAUGUCCUGCUGAACACAGUGCCACUGCCUGUGGCUCCAGCUGUUCUGGAGCUGGAGACGGGAGACCCUGUUGAGCCUGGGAAUUUGGGACCCUGAGAGGGUGUGGGGCUAUCCCAAAGCAAUCAGCCAUCAGCAAUAAGUAUCGACCAUACUGUCAUCUUGUCUCUCAUGAGCACCAGCCGCAUGCCAGUCUCUGACCUAUCUCUCCCCUGCAACCUGUCAACUGGUCGAUGAAAAUGGAGAGCUGAGACCCUUAGGGACAAACCCACUCACCAAGCCCAGUAGUUCCUAUUCCAGUUUGAGAUGCCUUCCCACUGACACAAAUGAAAGUGAGAACCCCAGCCAAUUGAAGAGAACUAUCUCCAGUGUCUCCUGAAACCCCUGGGCACCUAGUUCCUCUGACUGAGGUUGGAGUUUUGACUGGAACACCUUGAGUAGCUCAAUGACUUUAACUACAUUAGUUGAAUGCGCUCAACACAUUUGUAGCACCAAGCACUGCCCAGAUGGGACAUACUGUCAGAGGUUGGUGCGGCUCCGAAGGGUAAGGUGUGCCACCGUGUACUAUUUCUAAUAAAUAUAUUUUGUUUCUA